UCUCAGACAAAAUCGCCACCAUUGAUAACCGGAAAAUGCAGUACCAAGCCCAACAACAAUACGGAGCAUCCUCUUCGUCCUCUUCUCCGAUGCGGCGGAUAGAGCGGAUGGCGGCGGAGAACGCGGUGGUGAUGUUCAGCAUCAGUUCAUGCUGCAUGUGCCACGCGGUGAAGCGUCUAUUUUGUGGAAUGGGAGUGAACCCGACAGUGUACGAGCUGGACGAGGAUCCACGUGGCAAAGAGAUAGAGAAAGCGUUGAUGCGGUUAAUGGGAAGCUCCUCCUCCUCCGCUGUCCCCGCCGUCUUCAUCGGUGGCAAACUUGUCGGCUCCAUGGAUAGAGUCAUGGCGUCUCAUAUCAAUGGCUCACUCGUCCCCCUUCUCAAGAACGCCGGCGCUCUUUGGCUCUAAAAUGGCUCGAAAAAGCUUGGAAUUUUCUUUGCCUUUUCGGUGGCUCAAGAGAUGGGUCUGUUUUGAACCCACUGAGAUGAAAAUAUUCUUCGGAAAUGGAAAUGAUUUGGAUUCAUGGAUGGCUGCAUGGCGAAAAUGGGAAAUAUUUUAUUCAAAUAAUUAAUAGAAAAAAAAUUAAAAUAACUAUUUUAAAGUUUUUUUCUUUUAAUUUAAUAAUAAUGGGUAAGACAGAAUCGAAAGCUUUGUCGUCUUCCUUGUCUGUAGAUUUGAGUUUCAUAUCCCGCCACCGCAAGCGCCGCCGUAAGAGGUGGUCGGAGCCGGCGGCAGCUUUCAGUGGGAACUGUUUUUUUUAAUUAUUAUUAACGUAUGAAGGAGACAUCCGUACAUAAUGUGGGACCCAUUUUCCUUUCUAUUAU
This is a messenger RNA of Cucurbita moschata (crookneck pumpkin), 823 nucleotides long. RefSeq names its product glutaredoxin-C1-like. The record is from RefSeq and is a predicted model, not a curated record. Lineage: Eukaryota; Viridiplantae; Streptophyta; Magnoliopsida; Cucurbitales; Cucurbitaceae. The transcript has a single exon. Gene Ontology annotation, biological process: negative regulation of DNA-templated transcription; anther development. Gene Ontology annotation, cellular component: nucleus; cytoplasm. Bases 36 to 407 code for a protein of 123 amino acids.